This is a messenger RNA of Stylonychia lemnae, 3225 nucleotides long. Lineage: Eukaryota; Ciliophora; Spirotrichea; Sporadotrichida; Oxytrichidae. The record is from the annotation of a GenBank genome assembly.
AUGAGCAAAUCUAAGACUAACAACCAUGAGUUGUCCGAGCCCCUUUUGGGUGUCGGAGACUCGAAACAGGGCUUUAAAUUUACAACAGAAUAGCUAUGUGAUCUCUUUCACCCUGACAACAUCAAGAACUACAAAGAAGACACUAAAAUUUCUAUUUCGGUUGACUCUCUUUGGUCCAAGUUCGGUGGAGCACCAGGUCUUGCAGCAGGGCUUAAAUCUGACCUUAAGGUUGGAAUCGAAGGAACAACUGACGAUGUGAAGGCUAGAGUUGAUAAAUAUGGUACAAACAAAAAAAGAAUGCCAAGAAUAAGAACACUCAUUGAACUUAUACUCGAGAACUUCGAAGAUAGAAUACUCCAAAUUCUACUGAUGGCUGCAACCCUAGCUCUAAUUAUCGGAGUGGUAUAACAUGGCUGGAAGCAAGGUUGGGUUGAGGGAACAUCAAUCUUUUUAGCUGUCACCAUUAUUGUAUCUGUCACAGCUGGAAACAACUAUGUCAAGGAGAAGCAAUUCUAGAAGCUAGUCUCUAAGGCUAGUGAAGACUACAUCGCAACAUAUAGAGGUGGUGAGGGAAUGACUCAGACAAUUAUCAACAAUGACCUAGUUGUUGGAGAUGUCAUCAAGAUCGAAGCUGGUAUGAGAAUCCCAGCAGAUUGCGUACUUAUAGAAGGUACAGACAUCGCUGCUGAUGAGAGCGCCAUGACUGGAGAGCCUGAGCAAGUUGAGAAAGCUGCCAUAAACCAACACAACUACAUGCACAAUCCAAAUCCAUUCUUGAUUGGAAAGACCCUCAUUGAAUCUGGACAAGGUCUUGCCAUUGUCUGUGCAGUUGGUGUCAAUACUAGAUCAGGUAUGGCUGAAGAGAAAUUAAACAUUGAAGAUGAGAUGACUCCCCUCCAAGCUAAACUUGAGACUAUUGCCAAUGAAAUCGGUAAAGUUGGUGUCUAUGUUGCCAUCCUCACCUUUGUUGCCAUGACCAUCAACCUCUGUGUCACAAUCUACCUUGACGAGACAAGAAAGUUCGCCACAGUCGAAACUCUAAACAAGUUCAUUGACUUCAUCAUCAUUGCAGUAACAGUUAUCGUAGUCGCAGUCCCAGAGGGUCUACCACUUGCAGUCACUAUUUCUCUUGCCUUCUCUGUCAUGAAGAUGAAGAAGGAGAACAACUUGGUCAGAAAACUCGAUGCUUCUGAGACCAUGGGAGGAGCCAACGAAAUUUGCACAGAUAAGACUGGAACUCUUACCAAAAACAUGAUGACAGUCAAAGAGUUCUACUCUCUUGAUCAAGUCUACCAAGGUAGACCAGCUAACUUCAAGAACUUGAAGACCUAUACUCUCCUCAGCGAGGGUGUUCUCUUCAACUGCAGCGCAAGAAUUGAAAGAGAUGAUAAUGGAAGAUUCAUUCCUAAGGGCAACUGCACUGAGCAAGGACUUAUUAACUUCCUUAUGGAUGUUGGAGUUUAAGCUAAUGAAGUAAUUAGAUAAAAGGAGAAUAAUAUCCUCCAGCAAAUUCCAUUUAACUCAGCCAGAAAGAGAGCUUGCACCAUCCUCAGAGAUCACAACGACCCAAAGAAGAUUAAGGUCUUCAGCAAGGGUGCUCCAGAAAUCCUUAUGGACUACUGCAGCAAGUACUUCACAACAGAAGGAACUUAAGCCGCACUCACUCCAGAAUCAAGACAAAGAAUCCUUAAGGAAAUAGUUACUGAACAAUUCGCAAGAAAAGCCUACAGAACUCUCCUUAUUGCUUAUCAAGAGUUAUCCAUUGAUGAGUACGAAAGACUUAAAGCUGAGAACAACAACUUCUAGACUGAGAGAGACAGAGAAGCUCUUGAGCAUAACCUUACCAUCAUUGGUAUCUAUGCCCUUUAAGACCCACUUAGAGAUGAAAUCGUUGAAUCAGUUAAGAAAUGCAAGAAGGCUGGCAUUAAUAUCAGAAUGGUGACAGGUGACAAUCUAGACACUGCUAAAGCUAUUGGAGUUGAAGCUGGUAUUGUUUCAAAAGAAGAUGUUGACCAAAAGUAUGUCUGCAUGGAAGGUAAACAAUUCAGAGAAUUAGUUGGAGGACUUAAAAAACUUGAAGAUCCAAGUGACAGAGGUCUCACCAGAGAAGAGAUUGGAAACAAGAAAGUAUUCAGAGAUAUUGUAGCCAAACUUAAGGUUUUAGCUAGGUCUACUCCAGAGGAUAAGUACAUGCUUGUUACUGGACUUAAAGAGAUGAAUGCUGUCGUUGCCGUUACUGGUGAUGGUACUAAUGACGCUCCAGCUCUUAAGAAGGCUGAUGUUGGUUUUGCUAUGGGAAUCACUGGAACUGAAGUUGCCAAGGAAGCCUCAGAUAUUAUCCUUUUAGAUGACAACUUCGCUUCAAUUAUUACUGCAGUUAAAUGGGGAAGAAACAUCUACACUAAUGUUAGAAAGUUCCUCCAGUUCCAACUUACCGUUAAUGUCGUCGCUAUGUUUAUCGUCUUUAUGGGAGGAGUUGUUGUCGCUGAUCCACCCCUUACUGCUGUUCAAAUGCUUUGGGUUAACCUCAUCAUGGAUACCUGCGCUGCUUUAGCUCUUGCUACUGAACCACCUCAUGAUACAAUCCUCGAUGAACCUCCUUAUAGCAGAACUGAGUUGAUUGUUACUCCUGUUAUGUGGAGAAACAUCAUGGGACAAGCAAUCUUCCAAGCUACCUUCCUUAUAGUUAUGCUUUUUGCUGGAAAGCAAAUCUUCGGAUAUGAAUACUCAGAAACCACUCCAUUCUAUUAUGAAGUUGAUGGAGUAAAUGUCCCAACUGAAAAGACUAGACAUUUCACUAUGAUCUUCAACACUUUUGUGUUCAUGUAAGUCUUCAAUGAGAUCAACUCAAGAAAACUUGGAGCCUAUGAUUACAACGUAUUCUCUGGCUUCUUCAACAACGCUCUUUUCAUUAGUGUUAUUAUUCUUACUAUUGUUGUGUAAGUUGUACUUGUUCAAUAUGGUGGAAAACCAGUUAGAACAUGCCCAAUUUCCUGGUAAGAGCAUUGUAUUUGCCUUGGCAUUGGACUAUUAUCAUUCUUCCAAGCUGUCCUAGUCAAGACAUUCCUCCCUGUCUCAUGGUUCAACAGAUUCCAUAUGAAGGAAGAGGCUAUGUCAGACGAGGAUGAGAAGCAAGCCAUUACAUCAACAUUUAGAAAGAGUUUCAGAUCCUCACUCAGAAGAUCUGCUAACUCAGAAAAAGGAAAGUCUCGCAAGUAAAAUUGA